Molecule: messenger RNA, 1136 nt
Organism: Diatraea saccharalis (sugarcane borer)
Lineage: Eukaryota; Metazoa; Arthropoda; Insecta; Lepidoptera; Crambidae
Source: the annotation of a GenBank genome assembly
ACAUCCCUACAUAGACAUCGCUAAUAUAGUUUAAAAAAUUGUUUUGUUUUGGUGAAAGGCAUGUGAAUGGGAUGUAAUUAAUUUAAUUUCUGCACUGAAAGCUCGUUUGAUCUUAAAAAAAUGUCUUUCGCCAUAAGAAGAACUACUGAAUUAAUUGGUGCUACAAAAUGGUUUCUAAGACGAGAGUGCCGAGUCUUAUCUACUCUACCUGAAAAAACGGAAGAACCUGAGAAAGUAGUGGCCCGAAAAAGAUCUACCGGACGACGUUUAUUCAAAAAUGAAGCAAUUCUCGAAUCCAGGCAUAUAUAUCCGGAAUUUUUACCGGACCCCAAUCCCAAGUGGAGGAACAGUCUACGAGAAAAACUAGAAAGAGCUGAUAUGCUUCAAAGGAGAAGUCAAAUUGAUAUACCUGAAUUUUAUGUUGGAUCAAUUUUAGCUGUUACCAUAUCAGAUCCACAUGCUCAGAGCAAAACGAAUAGAUUUGUUGGUAUCUGUAUUGAACGCAAGGGAUGUGGUUUGAGAGCAGAGUUCACCCUUCGUAACGUUGUGGACCACCAAGGAGUAGAGGUGAGGUAUGACCUCUAUGAUCCUACAAUCCAGAACAUCCAAGUUCUAAGACUUGAAAAGCGUCUAGAUGAGAAACUGUUUUAUUUGAGAGAUGCUUUACCAGAAUAUAGUACAUUUCCCUUUGAUAUGGACCCGGAAAUACUACCAGAAGGAACUCCUGUUCCAAUUAAUCCAGUACAGGUUAAGUUGAAACCAAGGCCCUGGUUAGAACGCUGGGAACGACAAGACUUGAAAGGUGUAUCAAAUAUUGAGGAACAUUUGAAAGAAAAGGAUAGAGUUCGUAGAGAACUAAGGAAGACUCCAUGGGAAAAAUAUGAUUUAAUGAAACAAUAUAGGAAAACCAUACCAAUUGAAGACCAAAAUGAUAUUUGGGAUGAAGUACAUAACCAACUGCAGCAGUUACAGAUGGCCAAAAAGAAAACAGUGAGAAAGCGCACAUUUGUUACACCUAAAACGCAACUUGCUUAAUUGUUAAUUUCUUACUGUCGUAUCAUUUUAGAAGAAAUUAAAACAUAUAUGAAUUAUUAUAUUUGAUCAAUUUUGCAUUCACAAUGCUAUACAUAAAAAUA